Messenger RNA from Fraxinus pennsylvanica, 489 nucleotides. NCBI's taxonomy places the organism in Eukaryota, Viridiplantae, Streptophyta, Magnoliopsida, Lamiales, Oleaceae. The record is from the annotation of a GenBank genome assembly.
AUGGCUGAGGUCCAAGACAGCAACAGUUCAUCAGGGAUCAAGUUAUUUGGUGCAACGAUUGCAGUGCAGGUAAAUGAUCAUCGUGGGAAGGAUGAUGAUCAUGCAAAGAAAAGAGAUAAAACCGUAGAGAAAAGGCCAGACAAGAUCCUCCCAUGCCCUAGAUGCAAAAGCAUGGAAACAAAAUUUUGUUACUUCAAUAACUACAACGUUAAUCAGCCAAGACACUUUUGUAAAGGCUGCCAAAGGUACUGGACCGCAGGAGGGGCCCUCCGGAACGUUCCCGUCGGCGCCGGUCGCCGGAAAACUAAGCCACCGUGCCUGGGUCUGUUACCUGAAAGUUGUUUGUUUGAUGCUUCUGGGAUGCAGGCGCAACAGAUGGAGUUUGAUUAUACGGUUGUGGAGCAGUGGCAAGUGGCGGAGCACGACGGUUUCCUGCAUCGUUUUCCUUCGAGGAAGAGGAGAAAUACCUCAAAUAGUCAAACUUGUUGA